AUGUCCAGCGACCGCGCCCCAACAGCUGACCAGGCCGAGUUCAAUGCUUGGUUCCCCUCACCCUUUUCUCUGACCCAAUAUGUCCCGUCCAAGACGGACUUUGCCGGCGCGGACUACGCCAACAAGGCCUACAAGGGGGGCAAGUGGAAGAUUCUGCUUGUCGGCACCCAGGAGCGCUACCUCCGGAUGGCCGACGGCAAGUUCUUCUCCACGGGCAACCACCCGGUCGAGCUGCUGCUGCCGCUGCUGCACCUUGACGCCGCAGGCUUCGACGUCGAUGUCGCCACGCUCUCGGGCGACCCCGUCAAGUUCGAGGUAUGGGCCUUCCCCCAGGAGGACGACGCCGUGAAGCGCAUCCACCAAAAGUACGCGGACAAGCUCCGCGCGCCGCUCAACCUGCAGGAGAUCUGGUCCAAGGACGGCAACGGCAGCGGCUUUACCAGCGCCACGCCGUACAUUGGCGUCUUCAUCCCCGGUGGCCAUGGCGUGCUCAACGAUGUGCCCUUCUCCGCACUCGUCGGCGACGUGCUCCGGUGGGCGCACGCCAACGACCGCUACUUUAUCACGCUGUGCCACGGCCCGGCGAGCAUGCUGGCGGCGGAUGUCGGCAAGCCCCCGGGCAGCAAGUUCAUCUACGACGGGUACGAGAUUGUCGUGUUCCCAGACUCGCUUGACAAGGGGGCAAACAUUGAGAUUGGAUACAUCCCGGGCAAGAUGGAGUGGCUUGUUGGCGAGUCGCUGGAGAAACUUGGUAUCAAGACGCUGAAUUCAGGCAUCACAGGCCAGGUCCACCGCGACCGCUUCUUGCUGACGGGCGACUCGCCGCUGGCGUCGAACAACCUGGGCAAGCUUGCAGCCAAGACUCUUCUUGAGGAUAUAGCGAAGCGCGGUUAG
Cordyceps fumosorosea ARSEF 2679 is the source of this 894-nucleotide messenger RNA. RefSeq names its product ThiJ/PfpI domain-containing protein. Gene Ontology annotation, molecular function: protein deglycase activity. The transcript has a single exon. NCBI's taxonomy places the organism in Eukaryota, Fungi, Ascomycota, Sordariomycetes, Hypocreales, Cordycipitaceae. The record is from RefSeq and is a predicted model, not a curated record. Bases 1 to 894 code for a protein of 297 amino acids.